CUCGCUAUAGACAACAAAGCCGAACGACGUCUUCCAUAACAGCGAGAGCUGCAGACUUAAGGAACAAGCCGAAAUUAUCCAGGCACCGUCGCGUUCAAUAUGGAUUUACAGUGGGUGUAGCAUCGCUGGAGACCGACCCUUCUCGGCUGGGGGGAGGGGGGGGGUUGACGGACGGCAGCGGAAAAAGCGACCAGCGUAAACAACGUUUGUGUUGAUGUUUCGGGUGGUGCUUUUGUCUCGUCCACCUAACCACAGCAACCCCCCCCUUGUCGGAGCCGUUUCAAGUGCACGAUAUUCGGCUAGCGGCUCGGCUAGCUGCUGUCGGGAUGCAUCACCAAGUUAUCACCGACAAGUAGCCACUAGGGCGACGGACUAGGGGGGAACGCCGAAAGAGCACCCCCCCCCCCACCCCUCCAACACCCGCACACCCCACUUGACCGAGGUCCCAGCGGGCCGCCGCCGGGGGACCCGAAUCCGUGUGAGCGACAGUAGCGGAGCCAGUCCCACUGUUGUCGGCGAGAUGGCGGAGCAAGGCUACUCGUCUUGGGCGUACUCUUUAGUCGACUCCAGCCAGGUCUCCACCUUCCUCAUCUCCAUCCUUCUCAUAGUUUAUGGAAGCUUCAGGUCAUUAAACAUGGACUGUGAGAACCAAGAGAAGGACAAAGAUGGCAAUCCCACCGCAACGGGCUCCUUCAACAACACCAACACAAACAACAGUAUUCAGACUAUUGACUCGACGCAAGCACUGUUUCUACCCAUAGGAGCCUCCGUGUCUCUGCUAGUCAUGUUCUUCUUCUUUGACUCGGUCCAGGUGGUAUUCACCAUCUGCACGGCAGUGCUCGCUACAAUUGCUUUCGCUUUCCUCUUGUUGCCAAUGUGCCAGUAUCUGACGAGGCCCUGCUCCCCACAGAACAAGAUUUCAUUUGGCUGCUGCGGACGCUUCACUCUGGCCGAGCUCCUGUCCUUCUCCCUCUCUGUCAUGUUGGUGCUCAUCUGGGUGCUGACUGGACACUGGCUCCUCAUGGACGCAUUGGCAAUGGGCUUAUGCGUGGCCAUGAUAGCCUUUGUGCGGCUCCCCAGUUUGAAGGUGUCGUGUCUGCUGCUGUCAGGGCUGCUCAUCUAUGACGUGUUCUGGGUGUUCUUCUCAGCCUACAUCUUCAACAGCAAUGUGAUGGUUAAAGUUGCCACACAACCUGCUGAAAAUCCCAUUGACGUCCUGUCCAGGAAGCUGCACCUGGGACCAGGGAUGGGCCGUGAUGUCCCCCGCCUUUCCUUACCCGGAAAACUGGUCUUUCCUAGCUCCACAGGAAGUCACUUCUCAAUGCUGGGAAUCGGAGACAUUGUGAUGCCCGGGCUGCUUUUGUGCUUUGUCCUGCGUUAUGACAACUACAAGAAGCAAGCCAGCGGGGAGGCCUCGGGGCCCGGGAACAUCCCGGGACGCAUGCAGCGGGUUUCCUAUUUCCACUGCACUCUCAUCGGAUACUUUGUGGGUCUUUUGACGGCCACCGUGGCAUCCAGGAUCCAUCGCGCUGCUCAGCCUGCUCUGCUCUACCUGGUGCCCUUCACCCUGCUGCCUCUGCUCACGAUGGCCUACCUGAAGGGGGAUUUGCGACGCAUGUGGUCCGAGCCCUUCCACGCCAAGCCCAGCUCUCGCUUCCUGGAGGUAUGAUGCACCCAGCCAAUUAGCGACCAGACACCAGGGGGAGGACAGCGGACCCCCACUCUCAUGGAAGUGCGGGGGACGGAGGGGGCGCCCUCACAUCGAGGCCAUGUCGUCACCACUCGUUCAUGCUUUCCACCGAUCUGCGGAGAACACACCUCCCUCCCCACGACCCCCCCAGCCCCGCCCACCACCUCAGAAGGACACAAGUGUGUGAGUGUGUUUGUGUGCGGGGAUCACAAAUGCCCCAACACACGACUUAUCUUCCUCUCCUCUUCAUCAUAGUACAUCCUGCUCGUGUUUCACUUCCUCUUCUUCCCGUCUUUCCUCAGCAUUGAUUUGUCACACCAGAUCAUAUGAGCUCCCCCCCUUUCCCCCUCCCUUUGUGGACUUGCAGUUGUGAGACAUUGGGGGGGUGUUAUAUAUAUAUUUUUUUAGUAUUGUUGUGGUCAUUACUCUUGACAUUAUUAAUAUUACUGCAGAGGGAUGUCAAACAAACACGGCGUGUCACUGUGGGCGGGAGGGGGUCAUGCGGUGAAGGAGGGGAGGGGAGCAUAUGCGCACACACACACACAGACACACGUGGGCAGACUCCUCCUCUCUGGUCAUCUGCUAUCCUCGCUCCCGGUUCCACACAGACAGCAACGUAUUUUAUUUAGAAAGGGUUUUAUUCUCUGCGUAUACAGAAGACAAUGAAUUAUUAAAUAGCGAAGCACACACACCCGCCGGGCGUGGCUUCCAUUUGUAUAUAUGUGUACACAUGUAUUUUUGCCAUCUCUUGAGUUUGUGUUUGAGAGCAUGUUGAGCAGCGGGUGAGUUGAAACUCAAUGGCCGGUUGACUUUUUAUUUGUGUGUGUGACGGGGGAAAAAAGAAAAGAAAUUCCAUCAAUUUCUGUGACGGUUAUUUUCCUGCUCCUGUUCUUAAGUGUGGGUGUGGGUGAAUGAUGACGUGCUUUUUUAAUUUCUUUUAAUUCGGGCUGGCUGUGACAAUAGUCAGGUUUGCAUCCACGUGGGCGGACUACUCGGACUCACCUUUGUGUAAACCUUUGUAAAAUAUGUACUAAAAUGUUUUUUUUUUUUUUGAUGUUUUUCAAAAUAGGGGGGAAAGUCCAGACAAGUGGAAAUGUAAACGGUGUUUUUAUAUAAAUAUUAUGAUGUUUCUUCAAAUAAAUGAAUGUUGAACCAAUUUGAAGGUAUGUUACAUUCAUCCAGGAGACUUUAUUUUGUCCCAAUCUUUUAAUUUUUUUUUUUUUUUUUGCACAAGUCAUCCCAAAGGGACGUUAAAAGGCCACAAACACGGUAACGUUGGCACAGAGCAAGCGAGCGAGUGCGAUGAUGACCUGACUAUUGUGAUAAGUCAGUGGGAGAUUCACAUCUACAUGCGUGGUUACAUGUACAUGUGUGUACGCGCAUAUGUGUGUGUGUGUGUGUGUGUGUGUGUUUGAGAUCUAAGGGGAGGAAAUCACUAACGAUCAGAAAUUGAUCAGUGGAAGUUAGACCUAAAAGUUAACAUGUAGGAUAUUUUUACUGUAACCAGCCUUUUUUUGUUUUGUUUUUUCAAGUCUUUCCACUUUUUUUAAUGUGGUUGUUGGUUCAUUUCUACUAAUUUAUGCCGCAAGAGGCAAGGAAGCCUGAGGGACGUUGCAGUUUUUUUGCUUUGCUUUUUUUUUUUCUUUUUCAAAGUACUUAUGUUAUUUUUUACUCUUGACGUGCAUGUUAAGUGUACAGUGUAAUCAUUUUGGAGGGCUACUGCUGAACUUUUUGGGAAGCUGGACUCGACCUGUUCACCUUCCCUCCCCAAUGUACACAGGAGAGUUUGGCCACAUUUUUGACUUGGGGUGGCAAAAAAAAAAAAAGGCUCAAUAUUUGGGACCUGAAGACUCUCUCUAAAAUCUGAACUGUCAGAACAAGAAACCCAUCACCUCUCAAAGGACAUGGCAAGAAAAGAAUAUAGAUUUAUAUAUAUAUAUAUAUAUAUAUAAAAGUUUCUUUUGACUAGUCCCUUACGGGGUCGCCACAGCGUAUCAUCUCAGAUGAAUGCACAUAUGUUUGUAUAUAUCUAUAUAUAGAUAUAGAUAUAUAUACACAUACGUGUGUGUGUGUGUGUGUGUAUAUAUACUAAAUAGAAAUAGCUGAAGACGAUCAUUGUGGACUUUUUUUUUUUCAAGAAUUUCUUUUCAGACGGAGUGGAGGAUCACAGCUCUCUAAAUAUUGCAACUGAAUGGAUUGUGUAUAGACAAAUGGUGACUCAUUAAAUUAAGAACAGUGUAGUGGUGAAACAUGAAUCCGGAUGCAUUUUAUCCACACACGGGCAACACAAUUGUCUCUCUCCCUCGUUCAAGAUUGUGC
Molecule: messenger RNA, 4009 nt
Organism: Syngnathoides biaculeatus (alligator pipefish)
Lineage: Eukaryota; Metazoa; Chordata; Actinopteri; Syngnathiformes; Syngnathidae
Gene: sppl3
Product: signal peptide peptidase 3
Exons: 11
Coding region: 521-1669 (382 amino acids)
Biological process (GO): membrane protein proteolysis
Cellular component (GO): Golgi-associated vesicle membrane; lumenal side of endoplasmic reticulum membrane; cytoplasmic side of endoplasmic reticulum membrane
Molecular function (GO): aspartic endopeptidase activity, intramembrane cleaving
Source: RefSeq, a predicted model, not a curated record